This is a messenger RNA of Panicum virgatum (switchgrass), 5083 nucleotides long. Its product is annotated as disease resistance protein Pik-2-like. Gene Ontology annotation, molecular function: ADP binding. The record is from RefSeq and is a predicted model, not a curated record. The transcript is spliced from 3 exons. Gene Ontology annotation, biological process: defense response to other organism. Bases 1234 to 4788 code for a protein of 1184 amino acids. NCBI's taxonomy places the organism in Eukaryota, Viridiplantae, Streptophyta, Magnoliopsida, Poales, Poaceae.
UUCCUCUGUUUACCCACACGCCCCUCUCUGUUCUGUUGCGGCCACCAGGCGGGCAGCCGGGAGCCCAGGCGGCGCCGCGGCACCCGCCUUCCUCUCCUCCCCAACCUCCUUCCCCUUCCCGACCUGCUCCCCUUUCCCACCCUCUUCACGACGCCGAGCCAUGCCGAGCGGCCGGGCGCGCCUCCCUCGACGUCGACCCCUCCCCUGCCACGCAAGACCGCUGUUCCCUGCCCCCGCGCGGGCAGGGGCUCGGCGCGCGCAGAUCCGCGUGCGGAGCGUGGGGCCAGCACUGCUCCAACCGCUGGGGCCACAGCGGCUCGGGCCGCUCGAUUCAGCCGGGACAUCCAUGACCAAGGGGACGUUGAUCUGUCUCUGCUUCCAAGUUUUCAACACAUCACAGCCGGGUUAACAUCAUAAACGAGUCCUUUAAGAAAUUAGUCUGUGUUCUGUGAUCAUCCAAGCUGACAGGUUCCGAUCUACACACAUAUCACAAACGCACGUCUAAAUAAGUUCUGUAUGAGAUGUAUCUUUUCUAUUUUUAUUGUUCUAUGUUAGUGACCAUCUUAAUUACGGACUGAAAAUAUGCAUGGUUUAAAAGAGAAACAUAAUCUGGUUAUAUGUCUUUGGUAGGUUGUUUGCUGCGUGGCUAGGUACAAACCUACUUGGCCUUUUGCAUUUCACAAAUCUGAGCUAUAUCUAAAUCGCAUUGUGUGUGGAAUGAAGUCAAAUGAUUGUCCCAACGGCACCCAUUAUGUGUAUUUUUUCUUGAGUAAUAUACAUGUAAGAGUGUACUAAUUAUAUUAUGUUCAAACGAGUGCCCAAACCACCUUCUUCGUUUCUCUCGUCAUUACUUUUUUCGGUCACAUUGUACUAUAAAAUGUUUACAUGAUGCUCUAUUGAAUGAGAACUCCCAUUAAGAUUAGUCUUGAUGAAGUGUAGCUGGUUACAUUAAUUUGUUACAACUUGAGCUGCCCUGACAAGUGUACAUAAAAAUUGUCAGCUUGCUUGUUCGGUCUUCCAGGAGUCCCUAUUUUUAUUUGUUACGACUUGAGCUGCCCUGACAAAUGUGGAUAAAAAAUAUAAUGUCAACUUGCUUGGUACUCUUCCAGACGAGUUCCUCUUGUUCUUUAAUUCAACGUUGGCUUUUGGACCAGCGCACCAGCCAUUAGCAGCAUCAGCUCACAUCCACAGAUCGAAGCACACAGCACAACAGAGAGCGGAUAGCUACUAGCCAUGGAGUCCACGGCGCUGAGCUUGGGCAAGUCCGUGCUGGAUGGAGCUCUCGGCUACGCCAAAUCCGCUGUAGCGGAGGAGGUGGCCUUGCAACUCGGCGUCCAGCGCGACCAUGCUUUCAUCAGGGAAGAGCUCGAGAUGAUGCAGGCUUUCCUGAGGGCUGCGCACGAGGAGCGAGACGACCACAAGGUGCUCAUGAUCUGGGUGAAGCAAGUUCGUGAUGUGGCCUAUGAUGCUGAGGACUGCCUCCAGGAUUGUUUCGUUCAUCUCAAGAAGCCGUCGUGGUGGCGCCUCCCGAGCACGCUGCGGGAGCGGCACCGCAUCGCCAAGAAGAUGAAGGAGCUGAGAGCCAGAGUCGAGGACGUGAGCCAGAGAAACCUGCGCUACCAACUCGUCAAGAGCGCUGCUGGCUCCAAGUAUGCAUACAGCGCUGAGCUGUCUGGAUCUGCCGGUGCAACAACAAUGUCAGGCAUCGAGGAAGCACAGCGGCAACAGAACAAAUCCACAUCGGAUCUCAUUCAACUAAUCCGCAAGAAAGACGAGGGGCUUAGAGUGAUCGGUGUAUGGGGAACAACUGAUGUUCUCGGGGAGAAAUCCAUCAUCAAGAGAGUAUAUGAUGCUCUCAAAAGGAACAAGAAGUUCCAGUGCCACGCCUGGAUCAGUAUGGUGCGUCCUCUCAAUACAGCAGAUAUUCUGCAAGAUAUUGUGAUGCAAUUCGUUGAAGAUUCUCUAAAGGAAGAAACAAAGACACAUACACCAACAUAUGAAGCUGAAGAUCUGAGGAGGUUGUGGACCACCAAGGAAGAUGAUUUGGCUGAUGAGUUCAGGAAAUUCCUGAAUGAGAAGAGUUACCUGAUUGUGGUCAAUGGCCUGUCCACUGUGGAUGAGUGGAACCAGAUCAGGCCAUGCUUUCCGACUAACAACAAAGGGAGUCGACUCCUAGUGUGCACAGAGCAUGUUAAAGUUGCAAGCUUGUGUGUUGAGCCAUCAACUUUGAUACCAGAGCACAAGCUCUUUGCUGAUAAAACUCUCUAUGCUUUCUACGCCAAGGGUUCACAAGAUACAUCAUAUUCUAUGGAUCCGGGGCCUAGCUCAACCAUAGACACUCUUGAUGACAGUAACUCCGGGGAUGGAAAGUGUCUCACUCGUGUGGAGACAAAUUUCAGUGGUUUUAAGGAAUCUAAGCUCAUCGGGCGACAGACAGAGAAAUCUAAGAUUUUAAACUUGAUUUCAAAUGAGGUUAGCAAAGAUUUUGAGGUUAUCUCGGUAUGGGGAAUGGGUGGUCUUGGAAAAACCGCACUGGUUAAAGAUGUCUACCAAAGCCAAGAGCUCAAUGCCAUUUUCGACAAGUGUGCUUGUGUUGCAGUAAAGCGUCCAUUCAAUACUACAGAUGUUCUUAAUAGUUUAGCUGAGCAACUGAGUGGUCAGAAGCAAUGGGAGCAUGGCAUUUUAGAUGGGAAAAAAUACUUGAUUGUUCUUGAUGAUUUAUAUUCCAUCAAAGAAUGGACUGAUGUAGAGGGUUAUUUUCCUAGAAUGGUAAGAGAAAGCCGGAUCAUAGUUACGACAAGGGUAAAAGAAAUUGCCCGGCAUUGUUCGUCAAAGAUGACACAUAUCUUGGAGCUCAAAAUCUUAGAGGAAAAGGACACACUUGACCUCUUCACGGAGAAGGUAUUCGGGAAGAUUACAAAUUUAAAUGAGGAGUUCCCUGAGUUGUCCGAGGAGGCUGAAUUGAUUAUGAAGAAGUGUAGAGGACUUCCUCUUGCAAUAGUGACCAUUGGUGGCUUCUUGGCAAAGCAACCAAAAACUCCCAUGGAGUGGAAAAAAUUAAAUUCACAUAUUAGUGCUGAGUUGGAGAUGAAUCAAGGGCUUGGAAAUAUUAAAAAUGUCCUUAAUAAGAGCUACGAUGGUUUACCUUAUCAUCUGAAGCCUUGUUUCUUAUAUCUAUCUAUCUUUCCUGAAGAUCAAGAUAUCAAACUAGGCCGCUUGGUGCGCCGGUGGAUUGCAGAGGGUUACUCAACUGAGGUGCAUGGCAAGUCUUCCACAGAUAUAGCUGAGGGUCAGUUCAUGGAACUCAUUGAUAGGAGCAUGAUACUACCAAAUAAAAAAACAUAUUUCAGUAAAAAUGCAAUUGACUCCUGCCAAGUCCAUGAUCUGAUGCGUGAUAUCAGCAUCUCAAAAGCGGCAGAGGAAAAUCUUGUUUUCAGGCUGGAAGAAGGUUGCAGCUCAAACACAAAUGGGACCGUACGACACCUUGCUGUAAGUGCCAACUGGAAGGGUGAUAAGGAUGACUUUGAGAGCAUGGUGGAUCUAUCUCGUAUACGAUCAUUAACUGUGUUUGGGGAAUGGAAGCUAUUUUUCAUUUCUGACAAGAUCAGGUUCCUGCGAGUUUUGGACCUGCAAGAUACCUGGGGUCUAUGUAACCAUCACCUUGAGCAUAUUGGGAAGCUUCUUCACCUAAGAUACCUUUCUCUAAAGAACUGUGAUGGUAUCUAUCACCUUCCAGACUCAGUGGGUAACAUGAGGCAACUCCAGACACUAGACAUUAGAGGGACAAGUAUCAUCAUGCUGCCAAAGACCAUAGUCAAACUUAAGCAGCUGCAGUAUCUUGACGUUGGUGGCUUUUACAGUGGUCCUUGUUCCUUACUUCGUAGUUUCCUAAAAAAAUGUGUAGCAUUUUGCGCACAUCAGCCUACUACGGAGACCUGGUGUGCUAGGUGCGCUGAAUGUUGGUGUGACACAAUGCCUGCCUUAGCAAGGCCUUUUUCAGGUGGUGUUUCUUUGCCGAGAGGUGCGAGGAAUCUGAAGGCCUUGCGCAGACUAGGUGAAGUUGACAUCAGUGGUGGGAACACCCUAAAGGAAAUAAAAAGUCUUACGCGGUUGACCAAGUUGAAGGUCCGAGGUAUCAACAAGAAAAAUUGCAAUGAGUUUUGUUCCACUCUUGAGGUUCUCCACGGCCUGGAAUCAUUGGCAGUGUCUGCAUUUAAUCGAGGUGGUUUGCUUAGCUGUUUGGAUGACGUAUCCUCACCUCCCAAUAACCUCCGCAGCCUCGGGCUGUGCGGCAAUCUGGUCAAAUUGCCGGCAUGGAUCAUGGGCCUCCGGAAUCUUGUGAAGGUGAGCCUAGAGAGUACGAGACUAUUGGAUUCUGAUGACACCAUGCAAUUCCUUGGCAACCUACCAUACCUAGCCAUCCUAGAACUAUGGAUUGGUACAUUUGACGUUGAAGGGCUCCAUCUCGAUUUCCUACCGCAGGCAUUCCCUAGUCUAGUGGCGCUCAAGCUGACCAGGGCACAGAGAUGCACAGACGACGGAGGUGAGAUCAACGUCAAAUCUGUGCAGUUUAAAGAAGGAGCAGCACCUAAGCUUGAGAUGUUGUGCUUUGUUGAUUUUGGCGAUGGAACAAUCAAUGCUGGGUUGUUUUCUGGGCUAGCAUCCCUACCAAGCCUCAAGAAAUUCGAGCUGAGGAACAGCAGCUUCGAGGGCAAGGAAGCGUUCGUGGAAGACGUGCGGGGCCAGCUUGCCCAGAAUCCAAACCGGCCUGCUUUGAUAAAAUGGUGAUAAUCUCUCUGGUGCCACUGCAAAUACUGCAAGUCUUUGAUUUAUCUACCCCCUCCAUGCAAUUGUAUCUGAACAAUUGAUGUGCCUCUGUCAGUUUUCCAUUUCUUUACUCAUGUAAUGAACCGUUGAUGUCUUUAGUUGUCAGAACAAUUCUGAAUCUGUCCAGUUAAUGUCAUGUCAUCAGUAGCCUGAGCGGCAAAUGUGUCCGCCCCGUUUGCGUCUAUGUAUGCACACCUUUUUUUUUUGGUGUGUGUGUGUGUGUCAAAAUAACAGUUUAAUUGACGAGUUUCAACCU